GCAAGAUUCCCCGGGAAUUUGGAAACCUCUCAUUUCUUGUUUCUCUUGACUUAGUACGUAACAAUUUCCAUGGUAAUUUGCCUCAAGAAAUGACACACUUGCAUCGACUCAAGGUUCUUGAUUUAAGUUUCAACAGCUUCAGCGGGGAGGUUCCUUCUUGGUUUGGGUUUUUACAGCAACUUCAAGUUCUAAAUCUUAGGAAUAAUAGUUUCACUGGCUCUCUCCCAUCUUCUUUUUUUAAUAUUACAAAGCUUGAAUCUUUGGAUUUAACAUUCAAUUCCUUAGAUGGUCAAUUCCAAAAAGAGAUUAAAGGUGUUGAAAACAUGAGAUAUUUAAGCUUGUACGGAAACAAUCUCAUAGGCUCCAUUCCUCCGUCACUCAUGAAUGCCUCAAGAUUAGAGACUUUGGAUUUAUCUUUCAAUUUACAUCAAGGAAAUAUUCCAGAAGGAAUUGGCAAUCUACACAAUGUAAACUGGUUGGGCAUACAAUAUAAUCAACUUGCCGGUUCUAUACCAUUCACAAUUUUCAAUAUUUCUAGGAUUGAAAUCAUUGAAUUUACUGGCAAUAGCUUAUCAGGAAGUCUUCCCCAUGGUUUAUGCAAUGGUCUCCCAAUACUCAAAGAGCUUUAUCUUUCCGAUAACAAGCUUCAUGGUCAUAUGCCUACAAGUGAAAUACCCAAAGAGAUAAGGAAUCUCGUUGAGUUGGAGAUACUUAGUCUUGCAUUUAAUAGUUUUAGUGGUUCACUUGAAAUGGAGACCUUCAACAUAUCAGGGCUGAGAGUAGUUUCUCUUUUCAACAAUAAUCUAUCAGGAACCCUCCCAUCGAACAUAGGUUCUAUCUUACCCAACAUUGAAGAGCUUUAUCUGGACAGCUUAACCAAUCUUGUUGGGACUAUUCCUCAUUCUAUCUCCAACUGUUCAAAACUUACAAUUCUUGAGCUUUCAGGCAACAAACUUGCAGGCUUGAUCCCCAAUUCUCUUGGAUAUUUGACUAUCUACAAAUCCUAA
Capsicum annuum is the source of this 1007-nucleotide messenger RNA. Its product is annotated as MDIS1-interacting receptor like kinase 2-like. NCBI's taxonomy places the organism in Eukaryota, Viridiplantae, Streptophyta, Magnoliopsida, Solanales, Solanaceae. The annotation marks the transcript as partial. The transcript has 2 exons. Gene Ontology annotation, molecular function: protein binding. The record is from RefSeq and is a predicted model, not a curated record.